This is a messenger RNA of Porites evermanni, 4342 nucleotides long. The record is from the annotation of a GenBank genome assembly. Lineage: Eukaryota; Metazoa; Cnidaria; Anthozoa; Scleractinia; Poritidae.
GACGAUCGAUGCCAGAGUUUUAAUUUCGUCAUCUCUCUUCAUAUGUGCGAGUUUAAUGAUCGCACCAAGGAAGCGAAACCCAACGACUUUAUUCAAAACCCCGACAGGUUUUACAUUCGAAGAGACGCUAACCGAGGUGAGCUGAUAUAAACAAACUCAGUGCAGUAACUCUGAAAAGAUCUUAAUGCUUCAUGUUAGCCUUUAAAUAAUAAUUAUAAAGUCAAAUAUUGAUUUUAUUAAUUUUCGAACUGAAAUAUCUGUACUUUGCGAAUGAGACUGUAAUUCCCCAUCUCGCCGUAAAUGAAGCAAUUGUAAACGCUAGCUGGAGAAAUAACAUUGAUCAGUCACAUUAAGCAUAAAACCAUUUAUUUUCUUUCAGAAAUAAAUUUUAUUAACAGCAGUGGGUUUUGGUGUUUCUUAGUCCCUUUAGGUUCAAUUGAGGAUCUUCCAGUUGAAACAUGUAAAGAAAUAAAGGCGAGUGAAGGGCAGUCAAUAGUCAGUGACAAAUACUGGUUAUAUAACGACUUGAAAUCUGGAACCACUCGUCUAGCUUAUUGUGACAUGGAAAAAGAAGGCAAGUUCAGUUAAUCAUUAAUUGAAAAUGACUUCACCAGUUCAUUAAGCAGAUGUUCAAGUCUUCAGUUGGUAAAAAUGCAUAAUGAAAUGUAAUGCAUAAAUUAUUUUUAGCAAUCGGUUACUGGUACCCUGAUAAUCUUUUAUCAUUCGAAGCAAAUUUUUCUUAUUGGCCGACAGCCCACCACGUGGUCUGCAAAUAACUGCCUACAAGAAAUGGUCUGCUCUUGCGCAAUGUCGUCCAACUGUGUUUGGCCAAGUGUUUGGCUGCAACUAAUAUUCUGCACAUGCGUAAAUGAAACCACGCUUUUCUCCUUCUUGAAAUUGCUGUUGUGUGAAAAACAAACUCGGUGACCGAAUGAUAAAACAAUUAUUGGACUCGCCUAUCGCAAAAUAAUGUGAUUUGUCUCGCAGAUGAAUUAUGAUCUGCUCGCCACUGACAAAUCACGAUAUUUUGUUCAACCUCGUCCAAUAAUUGUUAAUAAUCCCACGCGUAAUUUUCAAAUAGAAUGAAACUACCAUGAGGUGAAAUUGCAAUAUUUUCCAAAGGGCCUCGCAUUCCACAGAUCGAUAACGGUCAAUCAUCAAGUUUGUUCAGUUUUCGCCGUAUUUCUAAUCAUAAAAACCAAAAGUGAAAAGCUCAUUCUCACUUGUGAAAAAUUCAUCCCAAAAUCGAAAAAGUUCUCAAAGGUUAAAUUCCUCCAACUUACCAAAAAAAUGAGGCAGCUAUAUUGCAGGAACACGUGAUAACCUCCAAAUACGAACGAACUAUUUUUCAAACAAAACUUCUAACGCCGAGAAAUAAGGUUGCAAGUAAAAUUGGUAAGGGCAUCAAUACGUUGCUAUGGCAACUCAUUGGAAGCUUUUAUAGUUAUAAAUGUGCUACACCACUCUUUGUUUUUUUCCGUUAACCAGUUAAUGUUGGACUAAUGGAUGAACUAUCUUAAUCGAUCAAGAUGAAGCGAAUCGAAAAGAUAAUUAUUUGCGGUCUUUGUUUUUCUUAGAGGUCGACGAGUGCCGCACUUUGUCAAUCAUUUGCGAUGACUCUGCCGACUGCACUAAAACUCAAGACAGUUACCAAUGUACUUGCAAAUCAGGGUUUUCCGGUGACGGAAUAACCUGCAGCGGUGAGUAGAAAAUAAAUCAGAAGAAAAGUACNGGGGUACUCCCAUAUGUGGGCUAGAUAGGUAUGUGCCGCCCAAUAGCAAGGUUUUUGAGGGUCUCCAUCCUCAAAAGAUCGUAGGCUAUCGUUUUUGCUGUUGUUGGCGUUGUGUUCCGGUUGUGAUCCUAACAGAUAGUGUACCAAUUAUAUGUAUGAAGAUCAUCCCAGUUAUAUGCGCAACUUUUGCACUGGCGAAAAGAAAGCCUGAGAAAAAAUCCAGGCUUGUACGGGAUACGAACCCUUGACCACUGCGAUACCGGUGUAGCCCUCUACCAAUUAAGCUAACAAGCCAACUGGAAGCAGGUCGUUGAAUUGGUUCGUUAUAAACCCGUGAAAGGAUGAUGAUGAAAUUAUAAAUAUAUGAAAAUCAUAUAUUUCAACUGCGGAGUGAAGAAUUAUAUGAAUGAAGAUCAUCGGAGCACUGGUAUCGCAGAGGUCAAAGGUUCGAAUCCCUUACAAGCCUGAAUUCUUUUCAGCUUUCUUUUCGCAACUGCAAAAGUUGCGUAUAUAACUGCGAUGAUCUUCAUUCAUAUAAUUCUUCACUCCGCAGUUCACAUGUAUGAUUUUCAUAUAUUGAUAACUUCAGAUAGUGUACCGUUAUUCUGUCAGCAAAAAUUCAAAUGCGUUAACGCCCAGAUAGAUGAGGAAGAAAUCCAUCUGUUAAAUCUGAAAUAUCCCGUUAAGAAGUAAGAAAGUGAUUUAAUGAAGGUUUGUGUUGUAGUCAAAGUAUUACUGUUUUUUUGUUGUUGUUGUUGUUUUCGUGAAUAGGGUGUCAUUUUUCGGGUUUGAGCCUUAAAUCGGCUAUAAGUUUUCGUUUGUCUCAUCCUCAAAUAGGGGCAAGGUGUCAAGACCAUGGGCGUCAUACACCCUCGCUAGAUUACGGCCAAUUUUUUUUACUCAUUGGUGACCGUACGUAUCAAAGGGUUUCCGCUGUAUACAAAUGAUCAAUGUUGUUGUUUCCGUUUAAAGAUAUUGACGAAUGCCAUUUUUCUUCACCCGUCUGCGAUUUCAAUGCUGACUGCACCAAUACGCGCGGAUCUUAUCUCUGCGCUUGCAAAUCUGGUUUCUCCGGCGAUGGGAAACUUGCGAAAGUUAGCAGAAAAAUACUUCUUCAUGCUAAGGAAGUUCUAGAGUUGUUAGGAUAUAUCUCCAUGCCUUAUUUUUUUUUUACGUGCAAUAGCACAAUGGAUAUUUCAAAAACGAUAUAACAGCUUUACAAGGAUAGUAAAUCAGUCCCAAAUCGUCCCAAAUCGUCUGUAAGUCUCCUAUUAAAAUCAGCGAGAGAAGCGAUAAAAAGAAGGGAAAUAUUUUUGGGGGUCAAUAUUAAUUUAUCAGUGGGAUUAAACCUGAUCCAUCACUUGUUAAUUAUUGUUGUAGAUUUUCAAGGAGUUAGAGCAAAUUUGUACGAGCUGAAACGAUUCUAUUAUGUUUUUUCCAUAAAUUUUCAAUUCAAAGACAUCAACGAGUGCACCCAAGGAGCACACGACUGCCUUCCAAACCUGGCAUACUGUCUGAAUAGUGUUGGCUCAUACAGCUGUUCCUGCAACAAUGAGUACCUUGGAGAUGGAAAAACAACCUGCGGGCUAUACACUGAAGGCAAGUCUAAUCAUCUUGUUAUCUAAUUUUUUAAUAGACGAAAUCGAACUCGCUGUUAAAAUGGUAUCAAAUGCCCCUCUCCAAUCCUGUCUAAGAUAAGCCCCCCUAUGAGAAUUACUCCAAAAUUCUAGCAGAAAGGAGCAAAGAGUUACGUAGCCGUCAACUUCAGGGGACACCUAUCUAUGAAUAAUUUCAAAAGGCAAAUUUUGCUUGCCCUGUAUCUUUUAAAACGUUUAUAUCUCGGCUGUUUUUGAGGCUAUUCAGAUCAGUAAAUAGCCUGCGAACGGCAGACGUUUCUCUUCGCUCAUCGCUGCUGAGGAACGUUUCGCGAAGAGGAACGUCCUCGCUAAACAUCCCUCAGCGGCGAUGAGGGAGGAGAAACGUCUGCCGUUCGCAGGCUAAUCAGUAAAAUUUUGCACAGACAUUGUAAAAUGAUGGAAGUUUAGGCGGGUUGUGUUUUAUUUGGUAGAUCACGCUUUAUACAAAGAUGCUUUAAGCCACAGUUGUACCAAAUUGGCAAAUCGUGAUUUUGUGUCCAACUUUGCGGAAAGAACAGAAGAUAGCACGGCUGUGAUUUUAUUAAUAAAUUAUCGGUCAAAACAAGCGUCUUUUUAUACGCAGAGAAAACGCUGAAGGAGCAUUUUUCCUCUUAGAAUGUCAACUCUAUUCAAGGCUGCUCAAUGCCAGCAGGAAUGUGAAUUAUGUCUUUGACAAAACAUUCAACUGUGACAGCCAAAUUGCUCCAGGGUGGAAGCGUUUUGAAGAUGCCGCCGGGACAAGAAUGCCUACUUCGUGUCCCGCUACACACAGGUGCGGCACUCACUCUCCUGGUUGGAUAAAUGGUACAAAUCCGCAGGUGGAAGACGGCGAAGUCCUAAGGAAGGUCUGUUUUCAUUGGAGCAGGAACUGCUGUAAUUGGUCCACUACUAUCUCUGUUAGGAAUUGCGGUUCCUAUUUUGUGUACAAACUCAGCGGCACACCAGCUUGCCAGCUUCGGUAUUGUGGUACUGA